Molecule: messenger RNA, 2118 nt
Organism: Atta colombica
Lineage: Eukaryota; Metazoa; Arthropoda; Insecta; Hymenoptera; Formicidae
Gene: Stt3A
Product: dolichyl-diphosphooligosaccharide--protein glycosyltransferase subunit STT3A
Exons: 11
Biological process (GO): post-translational protein modification
Cellular component (GO): membrane
Molecular function (GO): dolichyl-diphosphooligosaccharide-protein glycotransferase activity
Source: RefSeq, a predicted model, not a curated record
AUGGCAACAUUACUAAAGACAAGGGGAUUGCGUAUGACAGCGCAGAAGCAAGAGACACUUUUGAAAUUAACUGUGCUUUCCUUAGCAGCAAUUUUAUCAUUUGCAACACGUUUGUUCUCAGUGCUAAGAUUUGAAAGUGUUAUUCAUGAAUUUGAUCCGUACUUUAAUUAUCGCACCACAAAAUAUUUAGCUGAAAAUGGAUUCUACAGUUUUCACAAUUGGUUUGAUGAUCGCGUUUGGUAUCCACUUGGCAGGAUAAUAGGAGGAACCAUAUAUCCUGGUUUGAUGAUAACUUCCGCAGCAUUAUAUCGUAUCUCAUGGUUAUUGAAUAUUACACUAGAUAUACGCAACAUUUGUGUCUUCCUCGCUCCGUUGUUUUCAAGUUUAACAACAAUUAUUACCUAUUUGCUUACUAAAGAAUUAAAAGAUUCAGCAUCAGGCCUAUUCGCAGCUGCAAUGAUUGCAAUUGUACCUGGUUAUAUAUCUCGGUCAGUCGCAGGUUCUUAUGACAAUGAAGGCAUAGCGAUUUUUUGUAUGCUAUUUACAUACUACAUGUGGAUUAAAGCUGUGAAAACAGGAGCGAUAUGUUGGGCUACGUGCGCCGCACUGGCUUACUUCUAUAUGGUGUCUUCUUGGGGCGGAUAUGUUUUUCUAAUUAAUUUGAUUCCAUUGCAUGUGUUAACAUUGAUGGUGACUGGCAGAUUUUCUCACAGGAUAUACAUUGCAUAUAGUAUUUUAUAUUGUUUAGGAACUAUUUUAUCUAUGCAGAUCUCAUUUGUUGGUUUUCAACCUGUUCAAAGUUCCGAGCACAUGCUUGCAUUAGGUGUUUUUGGCCUCUGUCAAAUUCAUGCAUUAGUAGAUUAUUUGCGGAGUAAAUUAUCUCAAAAGGAGUUUGAGAUAUUAUUCCGUGCUCUGCUUGCUGUGGUGAUUACAACAUCAUGUGUAGUUGGUGGUAUUUUAACCAUCACAGGAAAAAUAUCACCAUGGACUGGACGCUUUUAUUCCUUGCUCGAUCCAUCUUAUGCAAAAAAUCAUAUUCCAAUAAUUGCUUCAGUUUCGGAACAUCAGCCAACAUCAUGGAGUUCCUUCUACUUUGAUCUGCAGAUACUUGUAUUUUUGUUCCCAUCAGGCUUAUACUUCUGUUUUUCUAAGCUAACAGAUUCGAAUAUUUUCUUAAUUUUGUAUGGAGUUACUAGUUUAUAUUUUUAGGGAGUGAUGGUACGUUUAAUGUUAGUACUUGCUCCAGUAAUGUGCAUUUUGGGUGGAAUUGGAGCGUCUUCUUUAUUAGUUACUUACAUGAAGCAAGUAGAAAGUGGAAAAGUUGUCGAUAAGAAAGCCAAGAAAUUCGAGAGUAAUUAUAUCUUGAGGAGUGAGAUCGCCUCAUUUUUCAUCAUAGUAAUGUCUAUACUCUUCCUGUCUUAUACUUUUCACUGCACGUGGGUUACAGCAGAAGCUUAUAGCUCGCCUAGUAUUGUAUUAUCUGCACGGUCGCCUGAUGGUGGACGAAUGAUUUUUGACGAUUUUAGAGAAGCAUAUUAUUGGCUACGUAUGAACACACCCGAGAAUGCUAAAAUAAUGUCUUGGUGGGAUUACGGGUAUCAGAUAACUGCGAUGGCAAAUCGUACUAUUUUAGUAGACAAUAAUACAUGGAAUAAUACGCACAUAUCAAGAGUCGGUCAGGCAAUGGCCAGUUCCGAGGAAAAAGCUUACGAAAUUAUGAGAGAAUUAGAUGUCAACUACGUUCUUGUGAUUUUUGGAGGACUCACUGGCUAUUCAUCAGAUGAUAUAAAUAAGUUCCUAUGGAUGGUGCGUAUUGGUGGUAGUACGGAAAAAGGAAAGUCCAUAACCGAGUGGGAUUAUUAUAAUUCCGCAGGCGAAUUCCGAGUAGAUAAAGAGGGAUCUCCAAUUUUGCUCAAUUGUCUCAUGUACAAAAUGUGUUAUUACAGAUUUGGCCAAGUCUAUACCGAAGGCGGUAAGCCUUCAGGUUAUGACAGAGUAAGGAACAUGGAGAUUGGAAACAAAGAUUUUGAAUUAAAUACAUUAGAAGAAGCAUAUACGACAGAACAUUGGCUUGUGCGAAUUUACAAAGUGAAAGAUUUACGAAACAGAGGAGCUUAA